This is a messenger RNA of Penicillium argentinense, 1047 nucleotides long. Its product is annotated as transcription initiation factor TFIID subunit 13 family protein. Gene Ontology annotation, biological process: transcription by RNA polymerase II. Gene Ontology annotation, cellular component: SAGA complex. NCBI's taxonomy places the organism in Eukaryota, Fungi, Ascomycota, Eurotiomycetes, Eurotiales, Aspergillaceae. Gene Ontology annotation, molecular function: protein heterodimerization activity; transcription coregulator activity. The transcript has 5 exons. The record is from RefSeq and is a predicted model, not a curated record. The coding region runs from base 1 to 1047 and encodes 348 amino acids.
AUGGCCGAAAAGUCGCCAAAAUACCGCCAAGAGAUACACAUAGGUUGUGAAGCCAAUACUACUCAUGGACAAUUGGAAGUGAUGUUUGUCUCCGGCGAUGAAUCUGAUCCAUCAGAUAACACUACGGACUUGAUUGAAGAGCUAAUACGUCAGCAAGUGAUGGAAAUGGUAGAUACUGUACCCCCUCCCCUGACAAUAUAUCUGGAUUUCUUAACGUCAAUCCAGCGUGCACGGGGUACCUCGCUCGCAGCUCGUCGUGGUUCUCGUUCUAUCUCUGCCGAUGAUCUUCUUUUCUUGAUUCGCCACAAUAAAACCAAAACCGCACGCCUACAAAGAGUCCGCAGGAGCGCGAAAGAUUCCGAGGACCAGACAUUACCGGACGAAGAGGACUUCGGGCUCAUUGAUGAUACGCAGGCUGGAACAGAAACUAGUGCACCCGUCGACCCCGUGGUAAAUUCUCAAGGCAAGAAACGAAACCCGGAAUACAUUGGGAUAUUGGCAGCCUAUAUUCGAUUGAUCUUUUGGGGUCCGAAGGCCUUGAAAAAAAGAUCGGGAAUGAGCAAAACGAGGCAAUUUUCGGCGGCUUGUUGCUGCGGACGAACGCACCAAGAAAUAUCGAUGGAGGAAUACCUUCUCUGGUCGGAAUAUCGGCAUGCUUCCUUUACCUUUCGCCGAGCCAAGCGGUUUCGUGCCAGGGCUGCGAUUGAUACCCUCAUCGAUGCCAAACCUGAAGAUGAUGUGAUCGAUGUUUUGGGAUUUCUAGGGUUUGAUGUCGUCCAAACCUUGACUGAGGAGGCGCUGGAAGUAAAGGAGAAAGAAGGCCAAUUCGAUGCUGACAAUCGGAUCAAAGCCAUAUGCGAUGCCGCGGGAAGUUAUAUACAUGAUGGUGGUCCUUUCAGCGCGAAAAAGGUCUGCCGUAAGAGGGCCCUUACUCCCAAAUAUAUACGCGAAGCAUUCCGCAGGUUACAGGCGACACCUCGUCGAUCUGUUGCGCUUUUAUUGAAAGAUGGACGGAUUCCGCCAAACCUCCCCGUAACGUUGGCCUGA